Molecule: messenger RNA, 1313 nt
Organism: Ziziphus jujuba (common jujube)
Lineage: Eukaryota; Viridiplantae; Streptophyta; Magnoliopsida; Rosales; Rhamnaceae
Product: CBL-interacting serine/threonine-protein kinase 6
Biological process (GO): signal transduction; protein phosphorylation
Molecular function (GO): ATP binding; protein kinase activity
Source: RefSeq, marked provisional
CUAUAUAAAUGGCCGAAAAGGGUAAUAACAGAGACCAGAACUCAACGUUGCUCCAUGGCAAGUACGAGCUGGGCCGACUAUUGGGCCACGGCACUUUCGCCAAGGUCUACCACGCAAAGAACUUGCAGAGUGGGAAAAGCGUGGCCAUGAAAGUGGUGGGUAAGGAAAAAGUUAUCAAAGUCGGUAUGAUGGAACAAAUCAAAAGGGAGAUUUCGGUGAUGAAAAUGGUGAAGCAUCCCCACAUCGUGGACCUCCACGAGGUCAUGGCCAGCAAAUCCAAGAUCUACUUCGCUAUGGAACUCGUCCGUGGCGGCGAGCUCUUCUCCAAGAUAGCCAGAGGUCGGUUGAGGGAGGACGUCGCCCGAGUCUAUUUCCAGCAGCUGAUUUCCGCCAUCGAUUUCUGCCAUAGCCGAGGAGUAUACCACCGCGAUCUCAAACCCGAAAAUCUCCUCCUCGACGACGAUGGCAAUCUCAAAGUCACCGAUUUCGGGCUCAGUGCCUUCGCCGAGCAUCUGAAACCGGACGGCUUGUUGCAUACCACUUGCGGUACUCCUGCGUAUGUCGCCCCCGAAGUGAUUGGGAAAAAGGGCUACGACGGCUCCAAGGCCGAUCUUUGGUCUUGUGGGGUUAUCCUCUAUGUUCUUCUCGCUGGGUUUCUUCCAUUUCAGGACGAUAAUUUGGUAGCCAUGUACAGGAAGAUUUACAGGGGUGAUUUCAAAUGCCCACCAUGGUUUUCCCCUGAAGCUCGAAGGCUCGUUACCAAGCUUCUCGAUCCAAAUCCCAGCUCGAGAAUUACCAUUUCCAAGGUCAUGGACUCGUCCUGGUUUAAGAAAUCGGUGCCGAAAACUGUGAGAACAAAGGAAGACCAAGAAUACGAAGAGAACUGCGAGAAAGCGGCUAAGCAACCCGAGACGCUGAAUGCCUUCCACAUAAUAUCGUUGUCUGAGGGGUUCGAUUUGUCGCCGCUGUUCGAGGAGAAGAAGAGGGAGGAGAAAGAGGAGCUGAGGUUCGCGACGACGAGGCCGGCGAGCAGCGUGAUAUCGAGACUGGAGGAGGUUGCCAAGGCGAUGAAGUUCAGCGUGAAGAAGAGCGAGUCCACAGUGAGGCUGCAGGGACAGGAGUGUGGGAGAAAAGGGAAGCUUGCUAUAGCUGCUGAGAUAUUUGCCGUGACGCCGUCGGUUUUGGUUGUGGAGGUGAAGAAGGACAAUGGUGAUACGUUGGAGUACAAUCAAUUCUGCAGCAAGGAACUCCGGCCGGCGCUUAAAGACAUUGUUUGGACAUCUCCGGCCGAGAUUAAUUCAACUCCUGCUUAA